Molecule: messenger RNA, 1990 nt
Organism: Polypterus senegalus (gray bichir)
Lineage: Eukaryota; Metazoa; Chordata; Cladistia; Polypteriformes; Polypteridae
Gene: rnf41
Product: ring finger protein 41
Exons: 4
Coding region: 153-896 (247 amino acids)
Biological process (GO): protein ubiquitination
Molecular function (GO): ubiquitin protein ligase activity
Source: RefSeq, a predicted model, not a curated record
CGAUUUCUUUUCUCUGUCUAACUUUUCAGGCUCCACACUGUGAACAUGCAUUCUGCAAUGCCUGCAUCACCCAGUGGUUCUCUCAGCAGCAGAUCUGCCCAGUGGACCGAACAGUGGUCACUCUUGCACACCUGCGGCCUGUACCAAGAAUUAUGCGCAACAUGCUCUCCAAGCUCCAGAUAACCUGUGACAACUCUGUGUUUGGCUGCAGUGCCAUCCUGCGGCUUGACCAACUGCAGUCUCACCUCAAAGACUGUGAACACAAUCCCAAGAGGCCAGUCAUGUGUGAAGAGGGCUGUGGGCUCGAGAUGCCAAAGGAUGAGCUACCAAACCACAAAUGCAUUAAGCACUUGCGCAUAGUAGUGCAGCAGCAGCAGACCAAGAUAGCCGAGCUGGAGAAGACGGCAGCUGAGCACAAGCACCAGCUGGCUGAGCAGAAACGUGAUAUUCAACUAUUAAAAGCUUACAUGCGAGCAAUUCGAAGCGCCAACCCCAACCUACAGAAUCUCGAGGAGACCAUCGAGUAUAAUGAGAUUUUAGAAUGGGUGAACUCCAUGCAGCCUGCAAGAGUGACCCGCUGGGGUGGAAUGAUCUCAACACCAGAUGCUGUGCUGCAGGCAGUGAUCAAGCGUUCUCUUAUCGACAGUGGCUGCCCCAUGUCCAUCGUCAAUGACUUGAUUGAAAAUGCUCACGAGCGCAACUGGCCCCAGGGCCUGGCCACCCUGGAGACGCGGCAGAUGAAUCGGCGCUACUAUGAAAAUUACGUUGCUAAGCGUAUCCCCGGCAAGCAGGCAGUAGUGGUGAUGGCGUGUGAGAAUCAGCACAUGGGAGAGGACAUGAUACUCGAACCUGGACUUGUUAUGAUAUUUGCACAUGGAGUGGAGGAGAUCCUAUAAUCCACGGGAGCUGGAGGGUGAGGGUUUUCGGGUUGUUCAGCACAGCUGAGAGGAGGAGGAAGAGGAGCAGCAGCAGCGUUCAGUCAUGUUAUGUGUGGAUGGCUUUACCCAAAAAACAGACAAAAGGCACCAUGGAACAUGGCAGGCAAAUAAGUUGCCCCUUCUCUCCUUAACGCCCCAUCUCAUGUAUCUGAGCUCAUUUCCAUUUCCCAGGAGAAGCUUUAAGAAUCUUCAGGGUGGCUGCACUGAAAUUAACCAACUGAAUGAAUGCUGUGUGCUUGGUAUGCAUAACCUCUUUGCUCCUGGCAUAGGCCCCUGCCAGCCAUUGGACCACUUAGCUCUCUCACUGGGUCCUCUUAAGGGCACCCACCUGAGUGUCGAAAUGUUCUGGAUUAUUAUUAGAGCAAGAAGAUUUGUGAAUGUUCCAGAAGUCUGCAUUUCAUGUGCCUGCAACCCUGGUGCAGGGCUGAGAGCCCACCUCACAGCUGUGUCAACUGUUCAGAGAGAUGAGUUAGGGGCCUAUAGUCAGAUAUCAGAUUUUAAAACCCAGCUCAUGCCAACACUCUUGGCUGGCACUCUGUGUCGCCAUCCUGUUCAAUUGGGCUUGCCAUUUCCAGGAUAAGGGCAUAUGAGGUUUGAAAACUGGGGAUUAAAGUGGAGGCAUUCCUCCACCCCAUCCCAGAAAAUCUAGAAGGACCAUUCCUGUGUGAAUAUUACCCACUCUUCCACUCCAGCUUGGGUUCCACAACAUGAUGACUGAUGUAAGAUGAUAUAUACUACAUCCCAGGAGGUUCCAGUUCAAAGAAGGGGACAACAUAUAGUAAACUGUGAGGUCCUGAGGAAGGACUUUGCAAAUAAGUGUACCUCACAGAAGAACCCGUCCCCCCCCCCAUGUCUCUGAGAUUCCAUCUUCUAACCCUCCUUGUGAUGAUGGGCCUGUCCAUUAGUAGCUGCUGUGUUUUUUGUUUUGUUUUUUUUGUUUUUUUUUUUUCCUCUCAAAGCGGUCCCCACCUUCUCGCCUACCAUGCUCUUGUUUCUGUUCCUUUCUACUCUCUCACUUGACCUUUUCUUUUACUUCUCUUUCUCUGUAAGUA